Salvelinus sp. IW2-2015 is the source of this 1602-nucleotide messenger RNA. NCBI's taxonomy places the organism in Eukaryota, Metazoa, Chordata, Actinopteri, Salmoniformes, Salmonidae. The record is from RefSeq and is a predicted model, not a curated record.
AUGGCUUAUCGAGGAAGAAAAWCAAGUGAGUUUGACAAACUCCAGAAGGAGAACUCUCAGAUGAAGAGGGUCAUCGAAAACUUGAGGAAGCAAAACAUGGCUUUAAACCAACAGGAUGACCAGGACAAGUUUUCAAGUUUUGGCUAUCAGGAGAGCUACUCAAUCCCAGAGGGCCAUCGUGGCUUCAUCAGCGAUGCCAGACUUCUGCAGAUGCAGAGAGCUGAGAGAGAGGCCAUGGAAGUAAAGCAAAGAAAGAUAAGUGCUGUCCACGAUAAUUAUGUCCGGACUGCUCUCAUCGGGGUUGGCAGCACCUUCGYGCACCACUUCGUCCCCUCUAUUCAGUGCCUUCCGUGCCCGAAAGCUCCACUGAGGCCUUUGCCGCGAAGGCUGGAACACAUAGCUCUGGCCCCACUGAAGAACGUGGUGGGGGUGGACGGAGCCCAAGUUCCACCCGGAUCUCACUCUCUGGAGUCUAUCCAGGUAAAGAAGUUAUGCAGUAGCGUGCGUCCUGUUCCCGUCCCUCCCACUGGAGCUCCCUCCAAGAUGGGCAAGAAGAAGAAGGGCAGGCGGGGAGUCAAGGCCCUGAAAGUCCAGUCAGACCAGGGCUGUGCUGACAACAAUGGACCCAUUGACCUGUUGAAGGAGGUGAGGGCCAUCGAGGCUCACUUGAAGGAGGAGGCCUGGAAGGUUGUACAAGAGGUGAAGGCCAUGGGCAGAAGUUUGGGCUCGGUUAUGUCCAUGAGGGAAAUAGACACCAGCUCUCUGGAAAGCCUGAGCUCAGUGGAUAUGAACACCCCUGCAGAGCUCCGUGACUACUUGGAAGUCGGGACCCCGGUCACGUCAUGUGACACCACACCCAGGCCUGCUACCUCUCUUACCAAGCCCAGGAGCGAACUGCCUCGGCCAAUAAGGUUCCUGAGCCUGCCAAAGGCUGCCACCGGCUCAGACAAGAAGGCAGCCAGUGAGCCAAAGGGCCAAAUAAAGAAGAGUCAGGACCAGGCCAGAUUGCAGCCCCUGUCCAACCCAGAGCAGGCCCUGACUAAGACCUUCAAGCUGCUCCGCUCUGCCUCCGAUGACUGGGAGAAGAAGAUUGAGGGUUUGACCUCUCUCCGUGCGAUGGCUCAGAACCACAUGGACAUGCUGAUGCCUAAACUCCACGAUAUCUGCCUUGCCAUUAUAAAUGAGGUGAAGAACCUGCGCUCUGCAGUGUCCUGUGCUGCCAUGGCCACACUGGGUGACAUGUACAUCUACCUCCAGAGGGCCAUGGACAGUGAGGUGGAGAUGACGGCACGCGUACUGCUGCACAAAGCCAGUGAGGCCAACACCUUCAUCCGGCAGGGCGCAAACAUUGCCCUGGGUCACAUGGUGCAGAGCUGCACCCCUACCCGUGUCAUGAAUGCCCUGCUGGUCGGUGGGCUGAGCCACCGUAACGCUGCGGUGAGGAGCUGCACUGCUCAGCACCUGGAGAGACUGGCUGAGGUCAUGGGGAUGGCUCAUCUCCUGUCGGGGAAGAAAGACCUCACUGACCGUUUCUUGAUUGCCGUCAGUAAACUGGCUGUGGACCCUGCACAGGAAGUCAGGUGGGAAGUUCAUCCUGUAUAG